Messenger RNA from Hirsutella rhossiliensis, 1125 nucleotides. RefSeq names its product PIF1-like helicase domain-containing protein. The record is from RefSeq and is a predicted model, not a curated record. The transcript has 4 exons. Gene Ontology annotation, biological process: DNA repair; telomere maintenance. Lineage: Eukaryota; Fungi; Ascomycota; Sordariomycetes; Hypocreales; Ophiocordycipitaceae. The coding region runs from base 1 to 1125 and encodes 374 amino acids. Gene Ontology annotation, molecular function: DNA helicase activity.
AUGGAUUGGCAGGAGAAGGAUGUGCUCGUCAUCGACGAGGUGAGCAUGCUCGGGGCGCGGACGCUGCACGCCGUGAACGAGCGGCUUCGCCGGCUUCGCGGAUCGCGGCAAGAUUUCGGGGAUCCCAUCGUCCUCUUCUGCGGAGAUUUUCAGCAGUUCCGGCCGGUCCAAGAGAGGUCGAUCGUCCUGCCUAGCGCGGCCAUCUCGUGGGACGUAGACAACUCGUUCAAGGCCGAGCAGCGUCACCAGCACGACAAAGCGCACGCACUGUGGAAGAGGUUCACGACGGUCGUCAUGCUGGACGAGCAGAUGCGCGCCGCCGGCGACCCGGAGCUGCAGAGGCUGCUGAAGCGGAUCCGUCUAGGCGUGCAGGAUCGGACGGAUCUAAACCUCCUCAACUCAAGGAAUCGGUGGAACCUGAACAUGGAGGCGAGCCUGGCGUUCCGGGUCCAGCAGCGGUCGACGAUGCGCAUUUUCAUCUCCGAGCACAAGUGGAAGGAGGAGCUGCCGACGGAGGAAGAGGCGAUCAUGAUACUCAACCAGGGCGACGAUAGCGCGAUCCCGGUGCCGGCCGUCUUCAUGUUCGUGGCCGGGAUGCCCAUCGUCGUGAACCACAACACCCACCAGGGGCUGAAGCUAGUGAACGGCGCGAGCUACUCGGCGGUGGAGGUCAUUGUCGACAAGGCGUACCCGGGGCAUCGGAUCUCGGCCGAUAUGACGAUCCACUUCGGGCCGCCGGCGGGGAUCAUUCUCGAAUCGGAGACGACGAGAUAUCUCCACUUCUGCCAGCGAAAAAGGCCGUGGCAACGCAACGACGUCAGCCGAAAGGGUUUGCCGUGCGCAGCAGCGUUCGCGUGCACGGACUACAAGGUGCAGGGCAAAACGCUGGAGCGCGUGGCCCUCGAGCUGCGAGGACACGGACGACGAAGAUGGAUGGAACGGUGGUGCCCUCGCAACGGCAUCAUGCUCGUGUCCAAGGUGCGGGACAGAGACUUGGUGGGCAACCGGGUCCCCGAGGAGAUGACUGCCGCACAGGCCAGGCUCGAGGUACUGAGCGAGAGGACCGUUGAGGAGGCGUUGCGCUGGCUGGACGGUGAUGCUGAAGAGUCAAGGCGGCCGCGCUAG